AUGUCAGCAAAUGCUAAAGGAGACGUUAUCUCAGAGUACGUAGAUGGUGGAUCAUUUUCAAGGAAUAAAUUAGUCAAUAGUAGAGAACAUCUAUUCGGAUCUUUAGAUGAAACGAAACCUGGUAUUUUGCCAGAGAAGUUCCCUAAACCUACAUUAAGUGCUGCAGAACUGAAAGCGUUAAACAAAGAAGAUAUAAAAACUAUCAUAGAUGCUACAGGAUACAGCGAAUCAACCGCACAAUCAAAAUUAAACCAAUUCAAAUCAACAAAAGCUGUUGUAUCAGAUUUCAUAAAUUAA
Wallemia mellicola CBS 633.66 is the source of this 297-nucleotide messenger RNA. RefSeq lists its product as hypothetical. The record is from RefSeq and is a predicted model, not a curated record. The coding region runs from base 1 to 297 and encodes 98 amino acids. The transcript has 2 exons. Lineage: Eukaryota; Fungi; Basidiomycota; Wallemiomycetes; Wallemiales; Wallemiaceae.